CAAGGCAUUGUGGGUGCAAGACGAAUACGAAAAAGAUCCCUCGUGCUCUUAUUUUUUUGAGUGUCUGACACUUCCGCCAUUCUAGAAGAAGACUGAGAAAUUAAGCGUGGAUAAUUGCUGCUGGAUUGUUGUUUCUUCCACUACUCUUCUAUUGGGAGCAUUCUUUUGGACAUUGGUCUAUGCUUAUCCCUUUUUGAUGUGUGUCAAAAAGUAGACGUGGUGUGAUAACUGAUAUAACCACUAACUCUUUUAGUUUCAUUGUACCAUGGAUACACAGCCAGAAGUGUUGUUGUUUGUGAAAGCUGGAGAUGACGGAAAACGCUAUGGUGCAUGUCCUUUUUGUCAGAGACUUUUCAUGAUUAUGCUGGCCAAAGCACAGCAGCAGCAACUACAGUUCAAAGUAGCCACUGUUAACUUUGCCAAACCACCGGACAUAUUCCGGAAAUUGACCCUCAGACGAGUCCCUGCUCUCGUUCAUGGAGAAGCAGCCAUGGAUAAUGUCGAUGAAAUAAUCCAGUAUCUGGAUGAUACUUUUCCAUCCCCAUCCUUGGAUUACGAUGACGCAGAUGCAGACAAAUGCUGCAGAGAUGUGUUUCAGAAGUUUUGCUACUACGUCAAAGACGUGUCCAAAGACUCUUCGCAAUUGGAAGCUGAACUGGCCAAAAUCAAUGACGUUUUGGCUUCACGAUCGUCGAGUUUCUUGUGCGGUGAUCAUAUGACUCAUCUAGACUUCGAACUUCUGCCAAAGCUUCAUCAGAUUAGGGUUGCGGCAAAAGCUUUGAAAGGAUUUGAGAUUUCACCCAAGUUAAGGCACCUGUGGGGUUACUUGUCUCGCGCUUACAAUGACGAUCUGUUUACGCAAGCGUGUCCACCAGAUCAGGAGAUAAUUGUACACUGGGCUGAGAAACCUGAAACGCCGAACUUGUCGAUGGAGGAAAAAGCCCGCUUAGCAAGAGAACCACCGAAGUAUUCCUUUGAUAUACCGAUAAGCUCUCCGUGAUUUCGAACUUAUUUCAUGUAUAGAAUUACUACUGUGGAGCAAUUUCAUAGUCAGAUAAAAAUAUUUGUUCAGAAA
Messenger RNA from Argiope bruennichi, 1075 nucleotides. RefSeq names its product chloride intracellular channel exl-1-like. Gene Ontology annotation, molecular function: chloride channel activity. The transcript has a single exon. The record is from RefSeq and is a predicted model, not a curated record. Lineage: Eukaryota; Metazoa; Arthropoda; Arachnida; Araneae; Araneidae. The coding region runs from base 266 to 1000 and encodes 244 amino acids. Gene Ontology annotation, biological process: chloride transport. Gene Ontology annotation, cellular component: cytoplasm; apical plasma membrane.